AUGUUGGGACUCCUGCUGUGUCUGUGGGAGCCUUUGUCAGCAGUAGUUUUCCGAGUGAGCGGUGCUCACAUUCUGCAGGCUACAGAUGCUAACGCCACGAUCGGACCAUCGCCACGGUCGGACCAUCGCUUCUUGGACGGCUGCGAGGAUGGUUUGAAUUCAUGGAUCAUUCUGUGUCGCUGGGAGAGGUGGGGACGCCUGGUUUGGUCACGGAAGACUUGA
Molecule: messenger RNA, 222 nt
Organism: Knipowitschia caucasica
Lineage: Eukaryota; Metazoa; Chordata; Actinopteri; Gobiiformes; Gobiidae
Source: the annotation of a GenBank genome assembly